UCGCUAACCGUUUAUUUGGCGGAAAAGUCAAAAAUUUUACUUGAAAUUUUGACAUAUUUGAUGAAGUUGUGAUGUUUAUGAACUGAUGGAUGAGUACAAAUGACACGGGGCAUACCUGGCACCAUUUUCAUAGAAUAGAAAUGGCAACGAGUCGAUCGUUCACUGAUGCCGACAACCACCGUACAUCAUCUCCAUUUCUUCAAGAUUUAGAAGCAACAGAAGAGCUACGCCAAUUGAGACUAAAGAUUGGACGUUUGCAAAACGAGAAUCAGGCAGAAACUGAUUCAAAUAAUGAGUUGAGAAAGCGAGUGUCUAAUCUCGAGAAUGAGAAGCUAAAUAUCACAGCAAACUCAAAUGUAGAGCUGAAUCAGCAGCAGACUCAGUUGGCUAAACUUCGUGCUCAGGUAGAGAAGAGUGAAGCGUUGAGGCAGCAGCUGGACUAUGAGGUCGUUGUGGCCAAGAGGGGAAUAUCACAAGAGAAGAACAAUGCAGCGGAACGAGAAGAAAGCCUCAAUGCAAUUAUUGAAAAACAAAGAGACAAGAUCAAUGAGCUGACCUCCAAGGCUGAAGACCUUCAGUCUGGACUGCAGAGUCAGCGACGAUUUGGUGAGCAAGCAGAGAUUAGGCAUCAGGGCUUACUAGAAGCCAAGGAGAAGGAACUGCAAAUGGUGAUUGCUGGACGAGAUGUCAUCCAAGCUGAGAAAGAUCAACUUCAACAAGUAUUCAACGAACAAGAGAACAUCUAUGCAGAUACAAGAGAGAAGUUAAGUGAGUUACAAUCAGAGAGAGAUACACAGACAAACACAGUCAGGCAGCAGCUUAGAGAUCUUCAGUAUGUUGCAGAGAGGGAAGACAGACUCAAGAAAGAAGUUGAGGUGGCCAUUAGUAGAAUAAAGACUCUUGAGGAAACAGUGGAGGCUGAGAGAGCUGCUCAUCUAGAGUCUAAAUUCAACUCGGAGCUUGUCCAGCUAAGAGUAAGAGAUCUGCAAGGUGCUCUGGAGGUAAAGCAAUCAGCUCACUCAGAAGUAGAACAUAAUGUGGAGAUUAUGACGAAGCAGUUGAGGGAUCUUGAAUCAGGACUUGAGGAAGAAACAAAAUCUGCGAGUAAUUACAAGCAGCAAGUCAACAGUCUGAGCAGAGAGAAUGAAUUGAUCAAGCAACAAUUGAGCGCUGAGAUUGACAGCAAGAGGACGAUUAUCUCAAACCUCUCCACCCAGCUAGAGAUUCAUCAGAAAAACUUUGAUGAACUCAAAGAGGAACUUGCCAAGGCCAAGAAACGUCAGCUGUACAUGGAAGACACCUAUGGGGGCAGCAUGAGAGAAUUGGAAUUACUCCUUCAUAACUUCCAAAUCAAUGGAGAGACCAACACGACCAAGAAGGGGAGGAGUAAGAAAACAGCAACUCAGAAGGACGAGAAGUUGUCACCGAUGCUGGUAUUAGAGACGUUGCGUCACACAUUGAAAGAUUACCAGAACAGAGUGGAUAGUACCUCACAGGAGCUUUCCAGAAUGAAGUCUAGAUGUGAGAAGAUGACGAGUGAAUGUGAGACGUAUAAAGAGGUGACGUGGACAAGAAGCAAGACAGCCCAGGAUCUUCAGAAGAAGUUUGCUACUAGCUGUAAGGAGUUAGAACAGCUUCGUCAUCAGCUGAGUGAGAGUCAGUCUCAAGUAACGACUCUUAGGAUGGAGGUCCAGAGAGCAGCCCAUGAGGAAGAGACAGAGAAGUCUCGUACGGCUGAGAUGAUGGAGGAGUUUGGGAGACGGGUUAAGGAGAACCAAGAUGAAGAAGAGAAACGGCGGAUUUACCUCCAUAGUUUAUAUCAACGUAUCAUGGCUGGGCGUGUUGUCUUAGAUCCCAAGGAACCAAUAAUUAGUAGCUUCACAUGGGAGGAACUUAGCAUUGCUGUUCAGGACCAGGUGGUUGGCUUGAUGACUGGGCUCAACCGGGCUAAUGAAAGGGUAUCUCAUUUUGAGACAGUGAUACAUAACAAGGAUGAGCUUCUUAGAGAGGUACAACACUCCCACGAGGAGAGCUUGGAGAGACUUGCAGACGCACAACGAGAACGAGACAGGGAAUGGCAGAGGCAGAGAUCGGAGCUAGAGCAACAGUUCAGUCAACAACUUGCAGAUCUACAAGUCAAAUCACAGAAAACUCAAACACUUGCCGACCAGGCCUGGGAGAAGGCUCGUUUGACUGGGACAGUGAAGCAAGGUCUUGAAGCAGAAUGUGCUGAGCUUCAAGCCAAACUCUCUAAGGCUCAGCAUGAGCGCUCAUCUCUCAUCUUGGCCUGCUCACUUCUUGCCGGUUCUCUCCUACCGAUGUUCUCAAGAGUCAACCAGCUUGCUGCUCAGAGGAGCUCGUUAGAGGGUCAAGUUAAUCAACUGGAGGCGAUGAGACAGCAAGCAGCCGAGCUAGCUACAACACUGUCAAUGGAGGUGGAAGACCUCAAGAAAGAACCAGGGAACCGUAAAACAAACCUUAGAAACCCUGUCAUGUUGUUUAGAAAAGCAGCCAUUGCAGUAAUGGCAGCCAACAGAUUGAGUCAUUUAGGUCAUUGUAGCUGUCGUCUCUUCACUGCAGUGGAUAACCCAUCUGGUAUUCAUGCUAUUCCUGUAUGUCUUGGUGAUCCCAAACCAUCUCAGAGACAGUUUGUCGGUUUGAGCUCAACUCAAGACAAUCAGAACCACAGAAGCUAUACUGAGAGAAAUUUAUCAAAAUGGUUUUCUGGCAAGUUGCUACUCUCUGCCGUUGUAGAUUCCUGUGCAGAGCUGCAGGAGGUACUAGAUCCGUCCGUCCACUCUCAACCUCACGUCAUCACCAAUUCCGCCAGGUCUUGCUUCGUCAAACUCAUCUCCAAGUUGACUCCCAUCUUCCAGACAUCUCCCCUUCAGCCUUCUAGAAGUUCCUACGGGAGCCGAGAUAAAGGGAUGUUAAUUAGACUCCUUGGGUAUGGUUUAAGUCAAGGAAUCGCACACUCAAGCAUAGAUGGAAAGAACACCUUGGUAUCAUCACAGCAGAUAAUGGGCUGCUUACAGCGCAACAUCAUCUGUUUUACUCAGCGUCUUCAAACUGCUGAGAUAGAGAGAAGGUCCCUGAGGGUGGAGGCAGCUAAGCUCAGACAAGAAAACAACCAGCUACGACUGGAGACUGACCGAACUCAGGGCAUGGAGAGUGAGAUCACACAACUCAGAGACAAUAGCCAACACAUGAUCAAGAAAGAGAAAUUUGACAGUAUCUGCCAAGAAUUGAGUAAAGCCUUGUCACGGGAACAGCAAGCUCAAGAGUUACUGAAUGAGCAGAGCAGUCAGCUUGAGGAGCUUGGAAUGAGGUUGAAUCUUUACACCACGGAAGAAAUAGAGAAAGAUGCAACCAUCACAGAGGCAGUCAAGGGUUUGUCUGAAGCCAAGAUGGAGUUACGACGUAAGGAUCAAUCCAUCCGUCAACUCAGCAAACAGUUAUCACAUCUUGAAGAAGAGAAACGAUCUCUCAAGGAUGGUGUUCAAGACGUUCAAGAUGUUUUGCGCUCCACUCACAAAGAGAAAGACAAACUAGCUGCUUAUUUACAAUCCAUCCAAGCGGCUGUAGAAGAGACUAAGAGGCAGCUGAUUGGUCGAUCAGACAACAGAACGAUCGAUGCAGCACUUAGACAGGUGUUAAUCCAACCGGAGAGGCAUGGUGUUGAAGGCAUUGGUGCAGAGGUCAUUGCAAUCAAGAAUCUCAUUGCGUCAUUUGUGGAUGCAGUGCAGACUUCAUUGUCUCGUCUUACGGCCCUCGAGACAGAAAUUACAUCUCAUAAACAGCACAUCAUCACUUUGAAGGAGGAACUCACCGCAGCCUGCAGGAGGGAGUAUCCAGAUGAAGAGAUUGCAGAGAGAGAUUCAAACUUCAUAAGAACCCCUGUUGAUUUGUCCCGAUUGCCAGAGAGAACCUUUGGGAGGCUGCAACCUUUAUAUGAGACAGGCAGGAGCUACAACGAGGAAUUUGUACCUCUCAGGGAAGAACCAGAUUUCAGCAUUAUGUCACAAGAGGGCGCUAGUAGAAUGAAAACAAGCAUGUACACACCUACUAGCACACCACUAGCUACCAGCACCCAGAGAAAGUCACCCAGUAAAGCCAGGAAUUAUAAUCACCCUUGAUUAACCCAUGAUCUAUGUGGUCUACCUGGUCUACCUAAGAAGCAGAUACUGAAGCUUCAAAGAGUUCAACACCAGCAGCUCGUCUGGAAGUUUGUGCUAAGAAGUCUGAUCGCCAAAAAACCAAUCCUUAAGAGCCUGCACUGGCUACCUGUAGAAUCCAUGAGCUCAGUUUAAGAACUUGCUGCUUGUGUUCCAUUGCCUGACGUUGCCUGAAAGACAGACCUAGAAUUACCUACAGACCAUGGCCUCUGCUGCCCUGGUCCUGGCAUUAGAAGUUCCCUUUGCACAAUGAAAAUGGCCUUGCCCUCUCUAAGAUGAAAUUCCUGGCCUGUAACAAAGCUGCUACUUUUACCUGGGGGGGGGGGGGAAUAUUCCAUACAAUUGGUGGUGCCAGGGUUAAAACCACAAUUUGUUUCUUUAACAGUCACAUCUUGAAACAGUUUAACUCUUUGUUUAAACAAAUUUUGCAAAUUUAAACACUCUCUGCCACUUAAGCCCAUCAUGUGCUUCUUUGAGCAGUUACUAAAUGCAUGCCACAUUUCGCAACUAUUGAGUAUGCGCUUACUCUCUUAUGCAACUGCAGAAUUCCUGACUCAGCAGGGUCAUUAAAUUGGGUCAUGAUAUAUACUUUCAGUUACUGCAUGAAUCUAAUGUAUUGCUAAGUUGCAAAAAUAGUUAAUGGCCUGAUGUUUCGGAGCAGAAUAAACACUUUCUCUCUCUU
This is a messenger RNA of Asterias rubens (European starfish), 4857 nucleotides long. Its product is annotated as coiled-coil domain-containing protein 171-like. The transcript is spliced from 29 exons. The record is from RefSeq and is a predicted model, not a curated record. Lineage: Eukaryota; Metazoa; Echinodermata; Asteroidea; Forcipulatida; Asteriidae. The coding region runs from base 90 to 4136 and encodes 1348 amino acids.